AUUAGAAAAAAGUAAAAAUUUAGGUACAAUAAGUUCAUUACAUGAACAAAGUACAUCCUUUAAGUCACAAAUCGUUGAAUACCAAAUUGGCGUUAAGAGAGACAUUGAAGUUCUUAAAAGUGAGAAUUUAAGUUUGCAAAAGGAAUGUAAUAGGUUGAGAUUAGAAAAAAGUGAAAAUUUAAGUACAAUAAGUUCAUUACAUGAACAAAUUACAUCCCUUAAGUCACAAAUAGUUGAAUGCCAAAUUGGUGUUAAAAAAGAUAUUGAAAUUCUUAAAAGUGAGAAUUCAAGUUUGCAAAAGGAAAAAAGUGAAAAUUUAAGUAUAAUAAGUUCAUUACGCGAACAAAUUACAUCCCUCAAGUCACAAAUCGCUGAAUACCAAAUUGGCGCUAAAAGAGACAUUGAAGUUCUUAAAAGUGAGAAUUCAAGUUUGCAAAAGGAAAAACGUGAAAAUUUAAAUACAAUAAAUUCAUUACGCGAGCAAAUUACAUCCCAUAAGUCACAAAUCGCUGAAUACCAAAUUGGCGUUAAAAGAGACAUUGAAAUUCUUAAAACUAAGAAUUCAAGCUUGCAAAAGGAAAAACAUGAAUAUUUAAAUACAAUAAGUUCAUUACGCGAACAAAUCACAUCCCUUAAGUCACAAAUCGCCGAAUAUCAGAUUGGCAUUAAAACAGACAUUGAAAUUCUUAAAAGUGAGAAUUCAAGUUUGCAAAAGGAGUGUAAUAGUUUGAGAUUAGAAAAGAAUGAAAAUUUAAAUACAAUAAGUUCAUUACAUGGACAAAUUACAGCUUUACUUGAUGAGAACAAUAAGCUAAUUCAAGAUUUUAGUAAUAAAAACUAUACUAGUGGACCGUGUAUUGGUUCAACCCAUAGGCCAGAACACAUAUUCCUCAAAAUCAAAUAUCCUGUUUAUAUUGAUCCACGAAUUAUAUUACUUCCGGAAAUCGUUUCUGUACCAAUGGAGACAAAUGUGCAUGUUGAAGUCGUUUGCGAUAUUUGCGGAAAAACUCCCAUUUGUGGUAUUAGAUAUCAAUGUGGACAUUGUUCAGACUUUGACAUAUGUGGGCAAUGUGAACUAAAUUAUC
Messenger RNA from Racocetra persica, 1085 nucleotides. The record is from the annotation of a GenBank genome assembly. Lineage: Eukaryota; Fungi; Glomeromycota; Glomeromycetes; Diversisporales; Gigasporaceae.